Oncorhynchus masou masou (cherry salmon) is the source of this 840-nucleotide messenger RNA. RefSeq names its product ly-6/neurotoxin-like protein 1. Gene Ontology annotation, cellular component: membrane. The transcript has 3 exons. Gene Ontology annotation, biological process: sperm-egg recognition. The record is from RefSeq and is a predicted model, not a curated record. NCBI's taxonomy places the organism in Eukaryota, Metazoa, Chordata, Actinopteri, Salmoniformes, Salmonidae. The coding region runs from base 159 to 533 and encodes 124 amino acids.
UCAUUCUAGUCUCCAUCUGCAUCACACCUUUAGCAGGAAACUUGAUGUUUCCCCAUUCAUUUGAUUAGUGUUCUUUCCCGUCUCUAUAAAGUGAAUAGAUUCUGCGAAUAGGCCUCCUAUCCUAUUGAGAACAACAAACACUACCCUCCUACAAGAAGAUGAAGAGUAAUAUUUUGAUUGUGCUGACUGUCCUGGUGGUCUUCAUAGCAGUGGCCCAGUCCUUGACCUGUAAGCAGUGCAGUGUGGGGAUCUUUGGGACAUGUUUCUUUCCCACAAACAUGGUGUGUGACAACUCCACUCUCAACUGCUUCACCGGAGAAGCAAAAUUCAAUUCCACUGGGUUUCUGACACUCCACACCCGUGGUUGUCUGGACUCAGACCUGUGUGGCAAGACCAUCACUGCAACCAUCUUUAGUGCUGGUGUCACGAGCAGCUCUUCAUGCUGCCAGACAGACCUGUGUAACGGGGCCAGCUCCGUCCAGGUCUCUGUGACUGUGGCACUCAGCGCCGCCCUGAUGGCCUGGGGUGUUUAGACUGGACAAACAAUGACUUCUGUUCACAGUAUUGUUUAAACCUGUUACACUUCUGUUCACACUGUUUCACACUGUUUAAACAGGUUUCAGACUACUUUGUCUCCAUCCUCUAUUAACUAGGUUUGGCACAGUGAGCUCAGAAUUUUUCUUAAACUCCUCAUCUACUUUAAUAACAUUGAUCAACUGAAUAAUACUUGCAACUAUGAUACGCAACAACUUGAAGUGCCUUUACACUACUCUACUGAACACACAUACCAAUGCUGUAAUAUUAUUCAGAAUAAUAAAGGAAUUAAGUUGUGUCACAAAA